Molecule: messenger RNA, 1708 nt
Organism: Papaver somniferum (opium poppy)
Lineage: Eukaryota; Viridiplantae; Streptophyta; Magnoliopsida; Ranunculales; Papaveraceae
Product: asparagine synthetase [glutamine-hydrolyzing] 1
Exons: 13
Coding region: 1-1686 (561 amino acids)
Cellular component (GO): cytosol
Molecular function (GO): asparagine synthase (glutamine-hydrolyzing) activity
Source: RefSeq, a predicted model, not a curated record
AUGUGUGGAAUAUUAGCAGUUUUGGGUUGCUCUGAUGAUUCACAAGCUAAAAGGGCUCGAGUGUUGGAGCUUUCACGAAGAUUGAAGCACCGUGGACCUGACUGGAGUGGAAUGUACCAACAUGGAGACUUUUAUUUGUGCCAUCAACGUCUUGCGAUCGUGGAUCCAGCGUCCGGUGAUCAACCUCUAUAUAAUGAAGACAAAGCCAUUGUUGUAACUGUGAAUGGAGAGAUAUACAACCACGAAGACUUGAGGAAGCGUUUACCGAAUCAUCGUUUCCGAACAGGAAGUGACUGCGAAGUCAUAGCUCAUCUGUAUGAGGAACACGGAGAAGAUUUUGUGGACCUGUUGGAUGGGAUAUUUUCAUUUGUAUUGUUGGACACCCGUGACAACAGUUUCAUUGUUGCUCGAGAUGCAAUUGGGAUCACCUCCCUCUAUAUUGGUUGGGGACUGGACGGUUCGAUAUGGGUUGCGUCAGAAAUGAAAGGACUGAAUGACGAAUGUGAACAUUUUGAAUACUUUCCUCCCGGUCACUUGUACUCAAGCAAACAAGGUGGUUUCCAGAGAUGGUACAACCCGGCGUGGAUAUCAGAAACAAUUCCCUCUACUCCAUAUGAUCCGUUGGUUCUCAGACAUGCUUUUGAAAAAGCCGUCAUUAAGAGGCUAAUGACUGAUGUACCUUUCGGAGUUCUGCUCUCGGGUGGAUUAGACUCAUCCUUGGUUGCCUCUGUCACUGCUCGCCACUUUGCUGCGUCAAAAGCAGCAAAGAAUUGGGGACCUCAACUUCAUUCCUUUUGCAUUGGCCUUGAGGGCUCGCCAGAUUUGGAGGCAGCAAGAGAGGUUGCAGAUUAUCUGGGUACCAUUCAUCAUGAAUUUCACUUUUCAGUUCAGGACGGAAUCGACGCGAUUGAAGACGUUAUAUAUCAUAUUGAAACGUAUGACGUGACAACAGUAAGAGCAAGUACUCCUAUGUUUCUUUUGGCCCGCAAGAUUAAGUCACUAGGAGUGAAAAUGGUGAUAUCUGGGGAAGGAUCCGACGAGAUAUUUGGCGGGUACUUGUAUUUUCACAAGGCACCAAAUAAAGAAGAGUUCCACCGCGAAACAUGUCGUAAGAUUAAUGCUCUCCAUCAGUAUGAUUGUUUGAGAGCUAAUAAAUCAACUUCUGCUUGGGGUUUGGAGGUCCGCGUUCCAUUUUUGGACAAAGAAUUUAUCAAUGUAGUAAUGGAUAUUGACCCCGAGUGGAAAAUGAUUAAUAAGAGUCAGGGGCGCAUUGAGAAAUGGAUUCUCCGAAAGGCCUUCGACGAUGAAGAGCGUCCUUACCUUCCAAAGCACAUUCUCUACAGGCAGAAAGAACAGUUUAGUGAUGGUGUUGGCUACGAUUGGAUCGAUGGGCUCAAAGAACACGCCGCAGAAAAUGUGACGGACAAAAUGAUGCUUCAGGCAGAGCACAUUUACCCUCAUAAUACACCUCCAAGUAAAGAAGCUUACUACUAUAGAAUGAUCUUUGAGAGGUUCUUCCCGCAGGUAAUAAAAUCGUCAGCAAUGCUAACGGUUCCGGGAGGUGCAAGCGUAGCCUGCAGCACAGCCAAGGCCAUUGAAUGGGACUCUAAUUGGUCCAACAAUCUCGACCCCUCUGGCCGAGCUGCCUUAGGUGUUCAUCUUCUGAAUGUACCUAACAAUCAUUAGGAGUUCCAGAGAGUGAGGUUAA